ACCGUUUGUUUUUUCUGGGCAUUUGGCAACCCUGCUCAGUUUGCAUGUCAAAAGAAACGCCGAACCGAAAAUUAGUUUUUAGGUUUUGUUUAUAAAAAUAGCUGAGAAAUGGCAGCUGGACCGAUUGCUGAACGGAAUCAAGAUGCCACCAUCUAUGCCGGCGGUUUGGACGACAAGGUGUCGGAAACGCUGCUCUGGGAGCUCUUUGUGCAGGCGGGACCAGUGGUUAACGUACACAUGCCCAAGGAUCGGGUCACCCAGAUGCACCAGGGCUAUGGCUUCGUGGAGUUCCUCAGCGAGGAGGACGCCGACUAUGCCAUCAAGAUCAUGAACAUGAUCAAGUUGUAUGGCAAACCCAUACGCGUUAAUAAGGCUUCGGCGCAUCAGAAGAAUCUGGAUGUGGGCGCCAAUAUCUUUAUAGGCAAUCUGGAUGUGGAGGUCGAUGAGAAACUGCUCUACGAUACCUUCUCCGCCUUCGGCGUCAUUCUGCAGACGCCGAAAAUCAUGCGAGAUCCGGAGACUGGCAAAUCCAAGAGCUUCGCCUUCAUCAACUUUGCCAGCUUCGAGGCCAGCGAUGCGGCCAUGGAUGCCAUGAAUGGGCAGUAUCUGUGCAAUCGUCCUAUAUCCGUAUCCUAUGCCUUUAAGAAGGAUCACAAGGGCGAGCGGCAUGGUUCGGCGGCGGAGCGUCUGCUGGCCGCCCAGAAUCCCUCGGCGCACGCGGAUCGGCCGCAUCAACUGUUCGCCGACGCACCGGUGCAGAAUAUGAUGCCCCAGAUGCCGGGCCAGAUGAUGCCCCCGCCUAUGAUGGCACCACCGCCGCCAGUGGUGCCCGUUUCGAACAACAACAUGGGCAUGAUUGCGCCGCCGCCGCCGGUGCCGCAACCAGCGCCAUUCCCGGCGACGAUACCGCCACCGCCGCUGCCACCGAUGGCCGGCGGUCAGCCGCCGCUGCCGCCGGCGAUGGGCAUUCCGCCGCCGCCGCGCAUGAUGCAGGCGAACGCCUGGGCGCCGCCCGGAAUGCCGGCACCGCCGCCGCGACCGCCGCCCACCAACUGGCGGCCGCCGCCCGUGCCCUUCGCCCCCGCGCCCUUCGCACGGCCCUAUCAACCCGACGGCUACCAGUACUAAAAACUAGUGUGUAGACUAAGGAGACGACAAAAUAAAUUGUAAUAGGAUCUA
Drosophila takahashii is the source of this 1179-nucleotide messenger RNA. RefSeq names its product Spliceosomal protein on the X (gene Spx). The record is from RefSeq and is a predicted model, not a curated record. Gene Ontology annotation, molecular function: RNA binding. Gene Ontology annotation, biological process: positive regulation of mRNA splicing, via spliceosome. Gene Ontology annotation, cellular component: U2 snRNP; nucleolus; U12-type spliceosomal complex. NCBI's taxonomy places the organism in Eukaryota, Metazoa, Arthropoda, Insecta, Diptera, Drosophilidae.